AUGACGACAUUUACACUCAGUACAACUCAAAAGAACAAGCCUUUGUUACUAUGUAAAGGCUUUACUCACACCUUGGAUAAAACAAGUGAUGAUAAAACUUAUUGGAAAUGUGAACAUGCUCAAACUCUUAAGUGUAAAGGUCGAGCUCACACUAAUUAUAUUAAUACAAUAAUGUUAUACGAAACUGAUAAUCACAAUCAUCCAGAAAGUGCUGUUUCCAGUGCAAUUCGAAUAUUUGAAGAAAAAAUUCGGCGUGCUGUUCAUUGUAAUGAAACUACACAAAGUAUUAUUGAUAAUCGUUUAACGAAUUUAUCGGACGCAGCUGUAGCUCGUCUACUAUGGAAUCCUAAAUCCAUAAUGAUGGAUUUUGAAAGAGCUGCCAUUAAUGCAUUUGGAGGUAGUUUUACAACGACAACAAAUCCUUCAACAAUGUCGGGUUGCUUUUUCCAUUUACAAAAUAAUAUUCAACAUAAAGUUCAAGAAUUGGGUUUAAAAACAAAUUAUGAACAAGAUCCUGUAUUCGCACAUAAUGUCAGUAUAAUUGCUGCUCAUGCAUUUCUUCAACCAGCAGAUGUUAGUCAAGGUUUUGACGAUCUUCAUAAUUCAUCACCACCAAUGCUUCAUCCACUACUUGAUUAUUUUGAAGACACUUAUAUAGGCAGACAACGGUCACAAGGACGAUCCAAACCCAUGUUUUCAGUUGAAUUCUGGAAUAUGCAUCAACGAACAACUGAUCUUUCCAUGCGCACGAAUAAUUCAGCUGAAGCUUGA
Messenger RNA from Didymodactylos carnosus, 771 nucleotides. The record is from the annotation of a GenBank genome assembly. NCBI's taxonomy places the organism in Eukaryota, Metazoa, Rotifera, Eurotatoria, Philodinida, Philodinidae.